Molecule: messenger RNA, 1973 nt
Organism: Mastomys coucha (southern multimammate mouse)
Lineage: Eukaryota; Metazoa; Chordata; Mammalia; Rodentia; Muridae
Gene: Tle6
Product: TLE family member 6, subcortical maternal complex member
Biological process (GO): regulation of DNA-templated transcription; negative regulation of canonical Wnt signaling pathway
Cellular component (GO): nucleus; transcription regulator complex
Molecular function (GO): transcription corepressor activity; protein binding
Source: RefSeq, a predicted model, not a curated record
AGAGGGCGUGGUGUGUGGGUGUGGUCGUGGUGGGCGUGGUCUUGGCUGGAGGGGCGGGGUGAGAAGGGUCAAAUGGCCCGGAGCCCAGCAGGAGGGGCUUCCUCCUAGCUUGAACCUGUCUGACCUCUGAGGCUUCCUCUGGAAUCCCCGGGGCCUCCCCAACCUCAGCGGUGCCUUCCAGCUUCUACAGUCGGUAUUCAUCCAUCAUGGACCAGCUGCCAGAGGAGUUCAACAGCAUCUCCUCUGAAAUGGUCAACCGGGACAACAUCUCCAGCCUGGUGGUAGACAUCUCCAGCAGGACCGCAGGCAUCCCGGAGAGGAACAAGGUGAGUAUUGGUCUUGGGGCUGAGGGAGCAGGCACCAGUUGGCCAUGUCAUGUGUCUUAUGCAGCCCCCACGGGCUCUGUCCAGAGCACCCAGCAUUCAGCUAAGAAAGACAAGGCCCCAGAGUCUGCAGCCCCCGAGGACCCCAAGUUCAAAGCCACCCAAGGGCCUCAGCUGCCCACCAGACGUCGGUUCCUCUCGGAGGCUGAUGAGUGCCAGGGUCCACAACCUGUCUGGAACAAGGAGCCACAGUUCUGGCAAGGCUUCCUGGUCCAGGAACUCUGGAAACUUUUCAUGGACAGCUGCAAAAAGAACCAACAGGAACACGGGAGUGAGGGUUUCUCACAGGAAAGCAAAGACUCAGACCUGUGUGACUAUAAACAAGCCCUUAAGCCCAGACACAGAAACAGCCUGAGUGACUCUGCUGACCCCAACCUGAUCAAGUCUCCCUCAGACCUGCUAGUUGAUUACCAAGAAGAUAUCAGUCAGCCCCAGUUUGAGAUCCAGGAACCCUCUGUAAGAGCUGGUACAUUUCUGAAGCCCUUGUCCUGGGACUCUGAAGUCUUAGAGAACAGCUGCAAGGGGCCUGGCACAUCACUCUCGCAAUCAGAGAGGUUCACUGUCCCCCAGACGCUGCAGAAGGUACGCGUGCUGAAGCACCAGGAUCUGCUGUUAGUGAUAGCCGUGAACUCCUUCACGCGCCAUGUCUUCACCUGCAGCCCGAGCGGCAUCAAGGUGUGGAACCUCAUGAGCCAGGUGGCCGAGGACAGACACCCCGAAAGCCACUUGCAAUACAGCGUCCAGGCCAGCGGGGCAUGCCUGCGCACCUGCCUGCUGUCCUCUAGCAGCAGGGCCCUGUUCGCGGGUGGAAGCAACUUACCUGGCGUGAUCGUGUGGGACCUGGCGGCCCCGUACCUGUAUGAGAAGUGCCAGCUGCCCUGCGAGGGCCUGUCCUGCCAGGCGCUGGCCAGCACCAAGGACAACAUGGUCCUUGCCGGCUUCACAGAAGGCGUGGUCAGGAUAUGGGACCUACGGACUCAGGAAAUAGUCAGGAACCUCAAAGGCCCUACCGGUGCGGCCAGGAGCCUUGUGGUCAAAGAUGACAAUGUCUGGACGGGGAGUCUGGAUGCCUGUCUGCGAUGCUGGGACCUGCGGAUGGCCAAUGUGUCACAGGAGUAUCCGUUCCAGUCCCAGAUCAUGAGCCUGUCUCACAGUCCGACCGAAGACUGGCUGCUUCUGGGCCUGGCCGAUGGCCAGCAAUGCCUGUUCAACAGCAGCAAGAGGAGCCAGGUGCUCACUGUGGGCACCAAGGACAAUGCCAUCUUAGGCCUGAAGUUCUCCCCAAACGGCCAGUGGUGGGCAAGCAUAGGGAUGGACAACUUCAUCACUUUCCACAGCAUGCCCACGGGAGCAAAACUGUUUCAGGUCCCGGAGGCUGCCACUGUGAGAUGCUUUGACAUGACUGAGAAUGGCAGGAUCAUCGUCACAGGAUCCGGGGACUGUGCCUCGGUGUACCACAUCAAGUACUGACAGCUUCAACUCCCCUCCCCUAACUGCACAGUGGUGGAUGACAAUGGGUGGAAAGGGCCAUGGAGAAUUCCAUGGGGUGUGCAGACUCGGAGUCACAUGUAAUAAACAAUUGAAAAGGCA